GGCCGCGCGCUACCGCGCGCGCUACCGCGGACAGCAUUCACAUUUGGCAGAGUCACUUUCCAGGAACCCUGUAGCUCAGUCAGGCAAACGAGCUGCAGCAGGAAAACGACUGGAGAGUGAAAAGACAAGAUGCAACCAUUGCCAGGAAACAGGACGACCUUUCCCCAUCCAAGGGAGAAAUCUACUCACAUGUUAGCUCCUCCCUCGGCUCCUGUUUGCCCUCUGCCGGACUCUGGCUACCAGAGCGACUUUGGCUCUGAUAGCGGCCUGAGUGAUAUUCGCUCCACAUGUAGCUCCACUCAGACCAUAACAGAGAGUGACAGGUCCCGGGAUACACCUCCAUUUUUUCAAGACAAACCCAGACGUGUAAGGGAGAAAUCUACUCACAUGUUAGCUCCUCCCUCGGCUCCUGUUUGCCCUCUGCCGGACUAUGGCUACCAGAGCGACUUUGGCUCUGAUAGCGGCCUGAGUGAUAUUCGCUCCACAUGUAGCUCCACUCAGACCAUAACAGAGAGUGACAGGUCCCGGGAUACACCUCCAUUUUUUCAAGACAAACCCAGACGUGUAAGAUCGAGAGGCAAAGACACGACUCUGCUUUCUAAAAUAGAAAGCAUUGUUGCAGAUCUAAUGAAAUGUGAGGCUUCGCCAGUUGUCGUUGCAGUUUCCCUCGUUGUGACAGCAGCAGUUCUCUGUUUCGUCGGCAGUCUUUUUACCCGAGAGAGGGGGGCGACUCCAGAGGUGAAAAUUGUGCUGCCGAGCUAUUCAGGAGAAGGGAAGAUCACAGCAGAAACGGAUAAGAUGCUGAAGCAAGUUAUUGAAGAACUAAAAAAGGAAGUGGAAAGAAGGGUUCGAUCAGAAAUUCAAGCAAAGAAAGAUACAAGCGAAGCUACAGAAGUGGAAAGAAGGGUUCGAUCAGAAAUCCAAGCAAAGAAAGAUACAAGCGAAGCUACAGAAGUGGAAAGAAGGGUUCGAUCAGAAAUUCAAGCAAAGAAAGAUACAAGAAAAGCUACAAAAGGUUGUGUUGUGUCUAUAGUCAGGUUAUUUAUGAUAUGGCCAACGAUUCUUUUUCUUUUUCUUUCUGGUUGCAAUUAUUUGAUAUUUAAUAGAUAGUUGAGGACAUUCCACCAUUUACAGACAUAUAGCCCUGUUAUUACAGAGAGAGUAAGAGAGAAAUCAGCAGUAAAUAAUCAGUAUGGCUAAGAGCCCUUCCUUUCUCAACAUCCUUUUUCUUUUUUUUUUUUUAAACAACAUGUAUUCAGUAGAAUUCCCCAUAACUAUUUUAAAAUCCUAAAAAGGGAUGUAUUUUAACCCAUGUGUGCAUUAAUGUUUUGGGAGACAAUCCAGUAAGUUAUCUACAUUUAAGUUAUUAAUGUUCAAUUUAUUUGUUAACUCCAAAAAUGUGAAAACCCAUUUUGACAAUAACUUAGAAGAUAUAUUAAUUUGUAGGCGAAGUGAAAAUCACAUUCUUUACAUUGUGUAUACUUCAUUAACUAUCUCUGUCCAUUCCUCUCUUGUGGGAGAGUCAGGAAGCAACCAAUGCCAAGUAAUAGUUUUUUUUAACCAGCUGAUGUAAGUACACCAAACAAGUAUUCAUUGAAGUGGGCUGAAUGAAAUUUCAUGCAUUUCUGUCUAGAAAUGUCUUAUUACUGGAUGUUCCCAAAUGAUAUGGCAGUGAUUGGCGUCCUGGCUCCCACAUAGUCUCCAGCACUUGGGAUCCUCUCCUGUUCAGUGUGCUUUCUGCUUUGGGGUAAAAAAACCAAACAUUUUUUUAGACACUUUCAUCUAAAUUCUCUCCAUGUGUGUGAUAAUAAAUAAACAAUAAUAAUUAGAUUAGUCCACUUCCUUUGGCUGAGGUGUUGUAUAGCCUGGUGGAAGUGGGAACAAAGGAUCUCCUGAACCUCUCUGUUCUGCAGCGCAGUGAGAUGAGACGUUUGCUGCAGCUGUAGCUGCUUCUCUGUCCUGCCACAAUGUUGUGGAGAGGAGGGUUGGUAUCGUCCAAGAUGGCCUCCAUCUUACAUUGCAUGCGUCUCUCCCCAACAGUCCUGAGUGAGUCCAGACUCCUGCCAAGCACAGACCCAGACUACACUGUCCACCUCUGACUGAUAAAACGUGCAGCAUUUCACUGCAGACGUCAAAGGACCUGAGCUUCCUGAGGAAAACGUUUUGGGCUUUUUUCCUUGCCAAAUGAACCUACAACUAACUUUGUUGGGUUAAUUGUUUUUGUGGUUCUUGGUUCUUGGUUCUCUUAUGGAUCCUAUAUCCUUGGCUUUGCACAAACCAGAUAAUUUUCUCUCACUAUAGUGCCCCACUGGUUCUAUUUCGGAUAUAUAUCGGAUCCAGAGGUGAUAUUGCGUGUGUUGGUGAUGAUGCCUAAACCAAGUGUUUUAAUGUUCAGUGUUGAUCAUUUGUAUUUGUAUCAAAAGGAGGGAAUUGCAGUAGAAAAUUUUAGUGUGAUUGUUCUGUGUGACCAGUGGGCCCCAGCUCACAUGUUGGGAACCACUGACCUACGUUAAAUAUACAUUUAAAACAGGAAUAACAGGUGGAUUAUUUAUUUGAUAAAAAUCUUAACUUUCCACUGACACCAUGUUUAUGUGGUGUCAUGACCUGGCUCAAAGGACGGACAAAAUGUGGAGACCACACAUGACUCUUUAAAGUAAUGUGACAGCCCUCUCCACCUGUGUACCUGUUGCUUCCUGUGUGUGGCUGCUUCCUUUACAGGUACUCGAGGUGGGUGUGGCAAAGGGUUGUCAGUACCUGGGCUCAUCAGCAGACCUGGCACACCUGGGCCCUGUGUGCUACAGCCACGUUGGAGAUCAGUUCUGGUUCUCUCUCCUCCUUGAGGCUCCUGUUUGCUUUGGUUGGCAUUUGGUUUGUGUUGUUUCUGUUGCUGCACCAUACAUUGCAUUCACACACUUCUUCACUCGAACACUCACUGACACUGCUGAUCUUAGAUUACACAAGUUUAGGUUCUUCUUCUAGAUUUAUUGUGUGUGUUUGUUUUUUUUUUAAAUAAAACAUUUGUUAAUUGCC
This is a messenger RNA of Seriola aureovittata, 3030 nucleotides long. RefSeq lists its product as uncharacterized. The coding region runs from base 130 to 1110 and encodes 326 amino acids. NCBI's taxonomy places the organism in Eukaryota, Metazoa, Chordata, Actinopteri, Carangiformes, Carangidae. The record is from RefSeq and is a predicted model, not a curated record. The transcript is spliced from 9 exons.